Molecule: messenger RNA, 1557 nt
Organism: Myotis brandtii (Brandt's bat)
Lineage: Eukaryota; Metazoa; Chordata; Mammalia; Chiroptera; Vespertilionidae
Gene: DHRS13
Product: dehydrogenase/reductase (SDR family) member 13
Exons: 4
Coding region: 36-896 (286 amino acids)
Source: RefSeq, a predicted model, not a curated record
UCCGCCAGGAGAGUGGGAACAAUGAAGUCAUCUUCAUGGCCUUGGACUUGGCCAGUCUGGCCUCAGUGCGGGCCUUUGCUACUGCCUUCCUGAGGUCUGAGCCACGGCUGGACAUCCUCAUCCACAAUGCUGGGAUCAGUUCCUGCGGACAAACCCGUGAGCCCUUUAACCUGCUGCUGCGAGUAAACCACAUCGGCCCCUUCCUGCUGACACACCUGCUGCUGCCCCGGCUGAAGACAUGCGCCCCUAGCCGCGUGGUGGUGGUAGCCUCAGCUGCCCACCGGCGAGGGCGCCUUGACUUCACACGCCUGGACCGCCCGGUGGUGGGCUGGCAGCAGGAGCUGCGAGCAUAUGCCGACAGUAAGCUGGCCAAUGUAUUGUUUGCCAGGGAGCUCGCCACACAGCUUGAGGGCACUGGCGUCACCUGCUAUGCAGCUCACCCAGGGCCUGUGAACUCAGAUCUGUUCCUGCGUCAUGUUCCUGGAUGGCUGCGCCCACUUUUGCACCCACUGGCUUGGCUGGUGCUCCGGACACCAGGAGGCGGUGCCCAGACGCCCCUGUACUGCGCUCUACAGGAGGGCAUUGAGCCCCUCAGUGGAAGAUACUUUGCCAACUGCCAUGUGGAGGAGGUGCCUCCAGCUGCCAGAGACGACCGGGCAGCUCACCGGCUGUGGGUGGCCAGCAAAAAGCUGGCAGGGCUUGGACUGGGAGAGGAUGCCGAAUCGGAUGAAGACCCCCACCCUGAGGACUCAGGGACCCCAUCUUCUCUGAGCAGCCCCCACCCUGAAGAGCCCACCGUUUCCGAACCCUAUCCCAGCCCUCAGAGCCCACCAGACCUGUCUAAGGUCACACACCGAAUUUGGGUUAAAGCUGAACCUGAGCCCCAAGCCUCUUAACCCCCCAGCUGGGAUGCUUGCUAUGACACUUGGUGGCCCUGGAAAACCUUAGCUGUGUGCCAGUCCCUGGCCUGGCCAUGGAGGAGUUUGCAGUUUUUACCUCCAUGGUUACUUUCUGGGGGCUUCAAGGUAUGACCUGGACAGCUCUUUUCCUAGGGGAAGGAAAUAUAGGUGGUUAUUUCUUCCUGAGAGUGACCGUAAGCCUAGUUUGAGAAGCUGUGUGUUGCGUGUAGUGUGCCAGACACUGCUUCUCAGGAAUUUGAACGUCUUCUUUGUGAGGUCCCACCUCAGUGACGCUGAGCAGCUCUGGAUGCAGGCCAGGGAGUCUGUCACUUGAUGUACUGCCAAUAUUGGGAACUACUGAACUGGCGGCAACCACGUAGCUAGAUAGUCAAAUUACCCCCGUUUUACAGAAACAAGGUUAGGCAGCAGAGGUAAGAGGACUCGCCCAAGGUCUCACCGCUAGGAAGAGUCGGGACUGAGAUUUGAACCCGGGUCCGGCCGCAGGGCCAGCUGCUCUAAGGUGGAUGCUGGAGAGGUGGGGCAGGGCGGGGCCGGGCGGUUGUUAUGGGGCGCCCCGUGGGAACAGAGGGACGCUUUCCCGGUGCUUCCGGGCUGAGCCCCGCCAUCCCAACCCGCGUGCAAUAAAGCGCGUUGCCCA